Strigops habroptila (Kakapo) is the source of this 3534-nucleotide messenger RNA. RefSeq names its product glucosaminyl (N-acetyl) transferase 1 (gene GCNT1). The transcript has 3 exons. Lineage: Eukaryota; Metazoa; Chordata; Aves; Psittaciformes; Psittacidae. Gene Ontology annotation, cellular component: membrane. Gene Ontology annotation, molecular function: beta-1,3-galactosyl-O-glycosyl-glycoprotein beta-1,6-N-acetylglucosaminyltransferase activity. Bases 1273 to 2553 code for a protein of 426 amino acids. The record is from RefSeq and is a predicted model, not a curated record.
AGGCUGUGAGCAUCGCUGUUCUCGGGGGAAGACCUCCGUGCCCUGCGGGGCGGCGCAGCGCUCCUCCGAGAGCGGCGGGGCGGCCGGGCAGGUGCUGCACGGGAGGGCUGCGGAGGCGCAGCUGUCGAGCCUCUCUGCUUCUUUCUGCUCCUCGUUUCUUUCUUCCGCUCUUUCUCUCCGUCCCCUCUUUCUUCCUCUCCCCUCUUACUUUACCCUCCCUCUUUCUCUGUUUAUUCCCCCUAUCUUCUCUCUCCCCCCCUUCCUCUCUCCCCUAUUUCCUCCUGCUCCACCUCUUCCCUUUCUUUUCCCUUUUUUUUCCAUCUUCUCCGGUUUUUUUUCUCCCGUUCCUUUUUUUUUUUCCUUAAUUUUCCCUCUGCUCGCCUUUGUUUUUUACUUCUCACCUUUUUCUUCACUCCGUCAUCCCUUUCUUUCCUUUCUUUUCCUUCCUUUUCUCCUUGUUUUUCCCCUCCCCUUUCUGCCUGUCUGUCUUCCCUUCCUCCGUUUGCCUUUUCCCGUAGCAGAGGUGAAGGGGAGCCCAGGGCAGGCUGUUGGCCUCGAGGGUGCUGUGUUGGUGUGAAAUGUGUUAGUGAGCGCAGGGUUCAGGGGACAUCUGAUGCUCCUGGGGUGUUGCAACCUGAGCUAUGCCCUUUUUUUUUCUUUUCCCAUUCUGCUAAAGAUGCUAAAACUGGGAAAACCCUGAAGAAAACUUUUUAUUUUCAUUACUUUUUUUUCAGGAGAGCAAAGUUGUUUAUAAGGUUGUGAAUAGUUUUCUGUGACCCAAGUUGGGUGGGAGGACUCAGAAGCCUGACAGGAGGCUCAGUUGUGCUCUGGCAUAUUGCCUCCUUUCAGUAUUGCUCAGAAAAGUAGAUUUCUUUGUGGGAAAGAGGAGGAGUGGCAGCAGGAGGGAAUUGCUGUUUUGGCGUCUGCAAUUUUGAACUUCUUCUUUAACGGAAUAUGAAGUGGGUGACCGCAGAGCUGGCAAGAGUGACAGAAAUGGUAGUAAGAGAAGAAGCUCUUUCCUGAUGGUAUUUCUAAGCUCAUCUGAAGGAUUUUGAAGAGACUAUCUCACACAAAAUCUCAAAAGGCUUCGGAGACUGCUUUCUCAGUGAGAAGAUAAUGCAUUACUAGCAUCCAGGAAGUGAGUGGAUUUUUUCUUCAACAAUUCACCAAAUUCCUGAGAAACAGAAACUGUUUUUUCUGAAGUUGUUAAAGCUGACAUGAGCAGAGUGGAAGGUGAUUUUUUUAGCCCUGCAAAUCUACCUAGUAUUUGAAAUGCUGAAGAGGAAAUUACGGUUUUGCCACAACUUGCGCUUCAGGCUUUUCUUGGGUUUAACUCUUAUAUUAGUAAUCAUUUCAGUUUUGAAAGUUAACCAGAAACAAGACUUCUUAAAUCGGAGACAUCUUGAGUUAACAAAAGAAGAUCCUGUUGGCAGUGUUAAUUGCACCAAGAUUAUAGAGGGGGAUAUAGAAGAACUUCAAAAGGUAAAGCUUGAGACGUUGUCUGUGUCGUUUAAGAAACGCCCCAGACUAACAACAAAUGAUUAUAUUAACAUGACAGCAGACUGUGCCUCCUUCACCAAGACUAGGAAAUACAUUAUGGAACCUCUAAGCAAUGAAGAAGCAGAAUUUCCAAUAGCUUACUCAAUAGUGGUUUAUCACAAAAUUGAGAUGCUUGACAGACUUCUAAGGUCAAUCUAUGCCCCUCAGAAUUUUUACUGCAUUCAUGUUGACAAAAAGUCUCCAGAAUCUUUUUUUGCUGCUGUGAGGGGAAUAGUCUCAUGUUUUGAUAAUGUCUUUAUUUCCAGCCAGUUAGAGAGUGUUGUAUAUGCUUCGUGGAGCAGAGUGCAGGCAGACAUUAACUGCAUGAAAGAUCUCUACAGAAGAAGUUCAAACUGGAAAUACCUAAUAAAUCUCUGUGGCAUGGACUUUCCAAUAAAGACCAACCAGGAAAUAGUAGAGAAAUUAAAAGCCCUUAAAGGUGAAAACAGCUUGGAAACAGAAAAAAUGCCUGUUUAUAAAGAAGUAAGGUGGAAGAAACACCAUGAGGUUAUAGAUGGUAACAUAAAGAACACAGGCAUAGACAAGCAACUACCACCUCUCAGUACUCCAAUUUUUUCUGGUAGUGCCUAUUUUGUAGUUAGCAGAAGAUUUGUAGAAUACAUAUUAGAAAGCAGCAAAAUACUUAAGUUCAUUGAGUGGGCAAAAGACACUUACAGCCCAGAUGAGUACUUGUGGGCAACAAUUCAGAGAAUCCCUGAAGUCCCAGGUGCAGUUUCUUCUAGUGACAAAUACGAUGUUUCUGACAUGAAUGCACUGGCCAGGUUUGUCAAGUGGCAGUACUUUGAAGGGGAUGUGUCCAAAGGUGCACCCUACCCACCAUGCAGUGGAGUUCAUGUUCGCUCUGUCUGUGUUUUUGGGGUAGGAGACCUAAACUGGAUGUUACGAAAUCACCACUUCUUUGCUAAUAAGUUUGACACUGAUGUUGACCCUUUUGCAGUGAAAUGUUUGGAAGAGUAUUUGCGACACAAAGCUUUGUAUCUGCAAAAGAACUGAAAUACUGCAUGCUCCUGUUACAAAACAUAGGUACAAGUAGUAUACAGCUAUGUACUUUUAACAUGUAACAGCAAUGGUGGUGAUGCUGAUCAUGGGUAUAAUGGUUCUCACCAUGUCAAUAUGGUGGUGAUGAUACCCUCCCUGCCUUGUCCAUGGACAAGAGGGAGAGAAGACAUAUCAAGAUGGGGAUGCCUUGUGUUGCACACUGAGGUUUAGAACUUUAGCUAUAAACUAGAAGACAGCAAUUUUUGGAAGGUCAACUACUUGGAAUAUUUAUUAUCUAAAAGGUGUAGUUAAUGGACUUCCUUUAGGUAAACUAUUUGUUUUAAGGCUUGGAAAAUGCAUGUUGUUCAUGAUUAUUUGUCAGGUUUUUUUCCCAUGAAUGUAAUGCUAGUUGAAAGGGAAAGAUGAAGAGGCAGGAAAAAAAGGGGGGGAAGAAGCAGCUGGACUGCACAGGCUUCGUACUGAGUGCUGAAAGAUCUCAGGAAAAUAACAUUAUAAUUAGUCUGAAAACCAUAUAAAAGGGAAUAUACCAAAGCCAGCUGUCUUCAUUUAACUUAAAUCUGGUUGCUGUAAUUCUGUAAUAUGUAAUUCUUAAUCCUCCUGAACAUUUCAACUUCAGCAUGGAGUAUUAAGGACUUGUGUCUAAAUUUUUGUAGGCGAAUCUUGCUUUUGUACUCUUAAACCCCCCAAUAAUGUGAUAUAAAGUUUAUACACUAGUUUGUAAUUACAUCUUCUCAGGGAAACUUAAGUUUUGUGCCUGAUGAGAGUUAGACUUGGAAUUUUACACUUUUUACUGUAUCACGAAUCUUGCUUUUGGAUCCAAAAUGACUCAAGUUUCUCAAAAACUUUAAAGAACUUCAGUAGUGUCUAAAUGUCACUGGUGGAAUUGCUGCUUGCUUUCUUCUGUCAAGCUCAACUUGUAUUCCAGGUUCUUUUAACACUGAGUAUGCAAAAAUAAAGUUAUUUUUCUUAAUGAUA